AUGGCUGGACAGGGAACAUUUUCUGAUAUUCUGGAGAAACUGAGUCUUAGGAAAAAGUACUAUGCAAGUAAACAUAUGAAACAACAUUUUGAAAGUGUUGAUCAAGUGAAUAAUCUGAGAUAAAUACAAGCAUGAAGGUGGCUGAGUCUACAUCCUACUAUAUGUUUACAUAAAGUUGUUUUUGAUGAAAACCCUGGCUCCCUUUCACUGGUAUGUGAAUUAAUGGCCAUGAAUAUUUAUGAGCUGAUCAAAGGAAGGAGAAAGCCAUUGCCUGAAAAAAAAAAAAUCAGGAACAACAUGUAGCAGAUAUGCAAAUCUCUAGAUUGCAUACAUAGAAAUGGAAUAUUUCAGAGAGAUGGGCAACAAGAAAACAUUAUAAUGAAGCAGAACACCCUAUAGUUAAGAGAUUUUGGAUCUUGUGGGAGUAUCUAUUCCCAGCAGGCACACAGUACCUCCCCAUGCUGGUGGUGAACACUGGAAUGUUUGCUUACAAAUGGGCUCUAUAGUUACAAAAUUGGCAUGUGGAGUCCUGGCUGUGUUUUCUAUGAAAUCACAAGUUUCCGGCCUCUUUUUCUUAGAUCUAAUGAGCUGGACCACAUUUCAAAAAUCCAUGAAGUGUUAGGCACCCCUGGUAACCAAACUCCAAAAGUUCAAGCACAAACUUUCAGAACCUCAAUAGCAAGAAUGGAAAAACAUCCCAGCCCUGAUAAGAAUUUUUAUAGUGUAAGACUAAAGCACUUAAACAAGGCUCUGCAGGGAAACCUCUACUGCUGCUACUCAUUCCAAAAGAAGAGCAGAUUUCUCUUACUAGGAAUGAACAAAUACAGGACCCAAGUUUUAGUGGAGGAAGUGCUUUACACCAGUAGGUGAGAACACUGUAACAAAGGGAAACAGCAGAACACAACGGUACAGCUAACUGCUCCUUGUCAUUUUAUUGAAACUCCUCCUGCCAUGGAUGCUGCUGUCCUCCAGUUCCAAGCAGAGUGUACUCCUGAACAAAGUAUCUCAAAGUGAAAUGAAGGUAUGUAAAACCAGUGACUGGAUGAGUUUUCCUGUUCUGUUUCAGUGAAUAAUCUCCCCAUGUCUGUAUGCUUUCGUGUUAGCAGCUCAUACUGAUAGAACAUAGAAAUUCAACAGUAAGGCAAUACAGUAUUUGUCAUAAUACCUACCAUAGGGGUUUUUUAUAGACAGACAGACAGGUAUGUGAAAGGUGUGAUGAAAAAUGAAAUUAAGGGCUGCAGGUCUAUAGGCAGGCAACACAGUGCAACAGUAACUUCCAAGUUCGUACCUUUGGAACACUGAGCAAAAGUGCCAUGAGCUUAUCCAGUGUUUUUCCAGAGAGGAAGAUGGUGAGUUGCUUAGUGCUGAUGUAUUUGGAGUUGACCAUAAUGAACAGCAUUAACACUGAUGGUCUAAAAAUAGGUAACUAACUGUAUCCAAGGGAGCUUACUCUCCACUGUUGUUAAUUUCUUGCAAAAUAGAAGACAAAUCCUACUAGUCACAUUUGAUGGACUGUUCUGACUCAGAUCUGUCUUACCUAGCACUAUACAGGAGGUCAAAGCUCAGAUUAUCAAAACUAUAUUCCUGAUGGAGAUACAAUUAAUUGUAUUGGUUGCUUCCCAUAAUCUGUUUCUGGAAGCCUCAAAUCACAGAUGCUGAAGUUUAAGUAUUUAGACUAAAAAAUAUAAAAUUCCAUCGAACUAGGUUUGCACAAGGUGCCCUUCUGAUUUCUAAAGUCUUAUUGCCACUGUUUGCUUCCCUAAUUAAUCUGUCUGGUAGGUGAUUAUACACGCACUGGGAAAACGUCAGAGUUUUUCUAAGUUUUAACCUGGAGAGAAAAGGCUAUCAGAAUAACAUCUUGUGUAUUAUCACAUUCUUUGAAUCUGGGGCUGUCAGACUGUUAUAAUGAGAAUGGCAAUUUCAACAGAUCAUUUUUGGUAUAAAAUUGCAAAUCUGAAGAACCAGAUUGGAAUUUUUCUUCAUUUUUUUUUACGCUUUCAGGUGGAUCUUAUUGGCACAUACAGUACUUCAAGGAUAUUUAUUUCCUAACAAGUUCUUUGCUAUUAGACCUCUGGAGACAACUUACACUUCUCUGGCUGCUGGAUGAAUAGAUAGACUUGAGUUUUCCCACCUGCUUUAUAGUUAAAAUACAACCAAUUUUAAACUACGAAUUGCCAAGUGUAGUUCCUACCCUCAUUCUUCCAGCUAAAAUUCCAUACUGCGAUUAUCUGUGUUCUGCUCACUUCUAAUAUAUUUUUUAAUGUCAUAGGAAAAAUAUUUUUAUUAAAAGCUGUAUCUACCAUAGAGAUCUUAAGUUCCUUCCAGGUAAGUUAUUAGUAUCCUGUUUCCUACUAAAAGAAUUUUUUUUCCAUAUGGAAUAGAGUGUGGUAUGGGCAGUUCAAGCUUCUAGAUGAUUGCCCUAAUAGUAAAGAAGAGGCUGAAAAAAGAAAACCCACACACAUUCCUUGUGUGCUGCUGGACUACGAUUUGUGGCAGGGACAUACCCUGCCAACACGGAUGUGAGUAGCUGCUGUUGUUCUCCAGAUGUUGGAUAUUCCAGUUCCUUCCCUACUCGUUUUGUAUUUUUCCAGCUGAAGGAAAAAAGUAUUUUAAAGUUAUUGCAUAUUUUUUCAACUGUUUCAUUUUGACUCAGACCAUAUGAAGCACUUAUAUAGAAGUCGUCUUUGGGGAGAUAACUACACUAGUUUUCAGUGAUGAGGUUUAUCUGUAUUUUAACAGUUAAACCCACUAUGUUAA
This is a messenger RNA of Hirundo rustica (Barn swallow), 2757 nucleotides long. It is a transcript of the gene MOK, whose product is annotated as MOK protein kinase. Gene Ontology annotation, biological process: protein phosphorylation; intracellular signal transduction. Gene Ontology annotation, cellular component: nucleus; cytoplasm. Lineage: Eukaryota; Metazoa; Chordata; Aves; Passeriformes; Hirundinidae. The record is from RefSeq and is a predicted model, not a curated record. Gene Ontology annotation, molecular function: protein serine/threonine kinase activity; ATP binding.